This is a messenger RNA of Eremomyces bilateralis CBS 781.70, 921 nucleotides long. RefSeq names its product mitochondrial carrier. NCBI's taxonomy places the organism in Eukaryota, Fungi, Ascomycota, Dothideomycetes, Eremomycetales, Eremomycetaceae. Bases 1 to 921 code for a protein of 306 amino acids. Gene Ontology annotation, biological process: alpha-ketoglutarate transport; mitochondrial citrate transmembrane transport. Gene Ontology annotation, molecular function: tricarboxylate secondary active transmembrane transporter activity. The transcript is spliced from 6 exons. The record is from RefSeq and is a predicted model, not a curated record. Gene Ontology annotation, cellular component: mitochondrion.
AUGGCCGAUGAGAAGUUAGUGAAGCAGCCGGUGAAGUUCAGCAACUUGCUGGUCGGCGCCGGUUUGAAUAUGUUUGAGGUCACGACAUUGGGUCAGCCCCUCGAAGUGACCAAGACCACCAUGGCCGCCAACCGCUCCGACGGCUUCGGCGGCGCCAUCUCCCGCAUCUGGGGCCGCGGCGGUCCCCUAGGCUUCUACCAAGGCCUCAUCCCCUGGGCCUGGAUCGAAGCCUCCACCAAAGGUGCGGUGCUCCUCUUCGUUGCCUCGGAGGCCGAAUUCUACGCCCGCUACGCCGGCGCCUCGCCCUUCGUCGGCGGCAUCACCGGCGGCAUGGUCGGCGGCCUUGCGCAAGCGUACGCCACCAUGGGCUUCUGCACGUGCAUGAAGACCGUCGAGAUCACCAAGAUCAAGGCCGCGUCGUCCGGUGCGCGCGUGCCCGGCACCUUCGAGACCUUCAUGGGCAUCUACCGUGCCGAGGGUAUCCGCGGGAUCAACAAGGGCGUCAACGCGGUGGCGAUCCGGCAGGUGACAAACUGGGGGAGCCGAUUCGGGCUAUCGCGCGUCGCGGAGGAUGGGAUCCGCUCGUUCACAGGCAAGAAGGCGUCGGAGAAGCUCAGCGUGCCGGAGAAGGUCCUCGCGAGCGCGCUGGGUGGAGGGUUGUCCGCGUGGAAUCAGCCGAUCGAGGUGAUCCGCGUGGAGAUGCAGAGCAAGACGGAGGAUGCGAACCGGCCGAAGAAGCUGACGGUGGGGACGGCGGCGAAGUAUAUUUACUCGCAGAACGGGUUGAAGGGGCUGUAUCGUGGGGUCUCGCCACGGAUUGCAUUGGGCGUGUGGCAGACCAUCUGCAUGGUGGCGUUGGGCGAUGUCGCGAAAGAUGCCGUUGAGAAAUUGACUGGCGACCCUGUCACUGCGAAGCACUAG